UAGCUUUUUUCUUUCGUGGACGAUACAUCAACCCUCUGGUAAGAUCUUGGCUUCGAAAAGAAAGAACUCCGUCACAUCUCCAAUUUCCCGCUCGGUCCGGGUCUGCGAUUGUUUAUGGCAAUCGGUGGCCUGGUAUCAUCGGCGGCGCACUUAACCACCCACUCAGACUUUGUGCCGGACCCUAGGGUGGGACCUGCCAUCCGAUCUUGCAAGUUUCCCUAAUCGUCGUUCUGCUCACCAUGCCGUUGCUAGCCAAAGGUCCGGCUAAAGAUGCUCAUGAGCGGGCUUUGGUCCAAGGUUUGGCCGAGGAGUGGGAGACCAUGAGGAUGGCCGACUUGCGGAUUGUUUGCGCCGAUGGAACCAUGUCCGGCCAUCGCCUGGUCCUGGCCACGUUGAGUGGUCUCCUCAAGCGCGCUUUAGAGGGUCUGGUUGAGGCGGGUGUGGAGGAUCCCGUCAUUUUGGCGCCCGAUGCUGAUAUCGAGAGCUUAAAAGAUUUCCUGUCCCACAUCUACAAAGGCCAAGGCCACUACGGCGAGGUCGAAAUCCCCGAGAGUCUCAAGCACUUGGGAUUCACACGCCAUCUCUCUCCAGCUAGCCGAACCCCGUUGCUUGCCAAGAAAGAGGCCAUCGAAGACGAGAUUGGCGAGUCCAUGUCCCUGUUUGAUGGGUUUGACGAUGAUGCCCCGGAGCCCAUCUUCCCCGAGACUCGACCUUACAAAAAAGAGCGAGGAGACGGUGAUGAGGAUGAAGACUCGGAUGCGGACUUCGAGGUCACAGACGAUCGGGAUGAGCUUGGCGAUGAGGAUGAUGACGACGACGAGGAAUUUGAGGUGCCUGACGAAGCUGAUGACGAGGAUUAUCGACCGACGUAUCCCUUACCCAAGAAGAAGAAACUUGUGCUAAACAAACCGAGAAUGAAACCGGCCAUGAAGUCCGUUCGACAUGAAGCUAAAACGGGCAAGCGACAAAUGGUUUGGAAAUACUUUCAUGUGAUCGAUGCGGACAAUGCUAGUUGUUUGGAAUGCAAGAUGGUCAUUCGAACCGAAACGGGCAGUAUCACGGGCUUAACCCGCCAUCUUCGUUAUGUUCAUCCCAAUCUAUUUGAAAGACUCAAUCAAGACAAGGCCAACUUGGACGAUGCCCCGAAAGAGGCGGUGGAAGGCCUUGCCGUGGUAAAAGAAGAAAGUGAUGACCCGUCAGCGGUGGGUGUUCAAAUUCCCUCGACUAAACAAGCCAUCGACAUCUGGGGUAAUGGCCCGGACCAGAAACCCCCCGUUCUCCCCAAUCCCUCGAGUACAAUAGGCCUGUCAGGCAGUGUUCCACCUAUCGUCAAGCCCGUUCAGGCCUGCAAUAAAUGCGGAGAGCCCAUCACCUGGCGAUCCAACAGUAUCACGAGCAUUAAGAAUCAUCUUCAAAAGUGCCAACCAGAAAAAUAUGCGGCCAUUUUUUUGAAAGGCACCACCAAAGGAGGGAGUAGUUCCAAUCAAUCGGCCAAGGCUCCCAAAUCAUCGACCAAAAAACUGCUUCCGCCCAAACGGAUUCUUAAAACCAGUCGACCCAACGUCAAUGUUCCCGCCUCGGCGCGAACCUGUCCCGAGUGUAAGAGGGUGUUUUCUUCGCGGCAAACUAUGCUGUACCACAAAAAAGUGGUCCACUCAGGCAUCCGACCCUAUCGAUGCAAAGAUUGCGGCAAGACAUUUGCUCGAGCUGACAGUUUUAAAACGCACGCCCACACCGAAGAGCGGUCGUUCUUGUGCUCCGUGUGCGGCAAGACUUUCGCUCGAAGAAAUAUCAGAGACAUUCAUGAGCGUGCUCAUUACGGCGAUAAGCGAUACCCGUGCUCGUUUUGUGACAAAAAGUUCAUGACCAAUCAACAAAAGAAGAAUCACGAGAGGACACAUACGGGAGAAAGGCCCUACCAAUGCACAGAAUGCGGGCGGCAAUUCGCCCAACGGCAUCAACUCUCCACGCACAUGAGGAUCCAUACAGGAGAGAAACCUUAUGGUUGCCUUUACUGUACCGAGAAGUUUCGCCAUUUGUCAACUCGAAACAGUCACAAAUGCGAAGGGAAACGCGCUCAUGAUGCGGUUCGUAGUAUCACAGCUCAACAACAACAGCAGCAACAAGAAACACCUCAGCAACAUUUGCCCACGAACGAAAUGUUCAUUAUUCAUGAACAAAUUCAAUAAGAAAGAAAUAAUUAUUCAUGUUGUUAAACAAA
Tigriopus californicus is the source of this 2221-nucleotide messenger RNA. Its product is annotated as zinc finger and SCAN domain-containing protein 2-like. The record is from RefSeq and is a predicted model, not a curated record. Gene Ontology annotation, biological process: regulation of transcription by RNA polymerase II. Gene Ontology annotation, molecular function: RNA polymerase II transcription regulatory region sequence-specific DNA binding; protein binding; DNA-binding transcription factor activity, RNA polymerase II-specific. Gene Ontology annotation, cellular component: nucleus. The transcript has a single exon. The coding region runs from base 240 to 2189 and encodes 649 amino acids. NCBI's taxonomy places the organism in Eukaryota, Metazoa, Arthropoda, Copepoda, Harpacticoida, Harpacticidae.